AUGAGACUUGUGGUGAAAUUAAGGUGCAUUUUACUGGAAGGCAAUAAAAACUCCAGUUGUAAGAGACUGGAGGAGAUCUCUUCACGGAGCAGGAUUGGAAACAACCCUUCCAUCGCCUGGCGUUUGAACAGCCAACAACUUCAGGGGAACAAUUUAGAAGAGAGGGGUUGUGAAAAAAUGUCCCUGCCUCAGCAGGCGAGGCGGCGUGGGCACUGGGUCGUCCCACUCAGGGAACCAGAGAACUGCUGCUUCACAGCCCCUCACAGAGACUGCUUCACAGCCCCUCACAGAGACCGCUUCACAGCCCCUCACAGAGACUGCUUCACAGCCCCUCACAGAGACUGCUUCACAGACCCUCACAGAGACUGCUUCACAGCCCCUCACAGAGACUGCUUCACAGCCCCUCACAGAGACUGCUUCACAGACCCGGAGGAAGUGGGCUGGGAGGCACAGAAAGUAGGUAGGUUGAUCGUUCUGUGCCUGUCUCGUCUGCCGGAGGGAGGACAGCCGUCUGGGGUCAGCGGCGUCCUCACUGUCGUCAGCCACGUCUUGGUGCCCUACGUGCAUGUGGCCGUAACUCGUGGGGUGUUUUUCCCCUUGUUGCCUGUCAGUGACAACUCUGGAACACGGACUUUAUGGAAGAGUAUUUCAAUGCUCAGUGACGCUGCUCCGUGA
Messenger RNA from Knipowitschia caucasica, 675 nucleotides. The record is from the annotation of a GenBank genome assembly. Lineage: Eukaryota; Metazoa; Chordata; Actinopteri; Gobiiformes; Gobiidae.